AUGCGUUUUGCCGUGUUCUCUAUGGUAAUUGCGAGCGUGUACAUGUUGGGUGUUCGUGCUGACCAGUUGCAGGAGCUAAGUGACAGUGUGCGCGUUCUCCGACUGCAAUGUCAAUCGCGGCUUGAAGACGACAGACAGAUUAUCAAUUAUCUGAAACAGCAGAUUAAUGAUGUGCGACACGAAAAUGAAUUAACCAAGAAAGAAGUAUUGGACGUGAGAAGACAAAACGAAAUUCUUUUAGAAAAAAUUCUUAAUCUGGAUAGACUGUACGAGAGUUUACAGAUCAAAUACCAUGCACGAAGAAAACGAGAUACCAAGAACAUCAGGCCUCUUGGUCAAGGCUCGAGCCGGAAAACUGUGCCUACGACUGCAAGAACAACACCCUCAUCAACACAACACUGGCUGGGAUUCGGUGAUACUGCAAGAGCUGCAACUUCAAGAACUACAACUCCAGCAGGGCUACACUGGCUCGGUUUCGGUAACCAUGUCACAGUGGGAACAACAGGAGCAACUGGAACACCAUGCUGUACUACGUCACUACAGAGUACCAAGGGACAGAAAGGAGAUGUUGGACCGCAAGGACCGCAGGGCGCCACUGGGCCACCUGGUCCAAAGGGUGACGCAGCAUUCACACUCAUAUCAAACCGUGUUGCAUUCUACGCAACUCUAAGAAACACCGUGAAUGUGAAUCUAGGUAUGACCCUGAUAUUCCAAAAUGUUGUGACCAAUGAAGGCAAUCGAUACAAUCCCACUACUGGAGUCUUCACAUGCGGAGUGCCCGGGAUAUACGUCUUCUCUUGGUCCAUAUGUGUAGGAAAGGACGAUUUUGUAAAUACAGAGCUCGUGAAAAACGGCCAGAUGGUGAAUAUGCAGUUUACAUCUGGAACAGAUAAAUACGAAAUCUCUACAUCACACAUGACUGUCCUGUCUCUUCAGACCAACGACCGCGUGAACGUGAUGGUGUAUAGGAAUCCAUCUCCGCAAUCCUUCACCAUAGGCGACGCUACCACAUUCUCGGGAUUUUUGUUGUUUAGUUUUUGA
This is a messenger RNA of Ylistrum balloti, 1041 nucleotides long. RefSeq names its product adiponectin-like. Bases 1 to 1041 code for a protein of 346 amino acids. Lineage: Eukaryota; Metazoa; Mollusca; Bivalvia; Pectinida; Pectinidae. The record is from RefSeq and is a predicted model, not a curated record. Gene Ontology annotation, molecular function: protein binding. The transcript has 6 exons.